Messenger RNA from Penicillium lagena, 1371 nucleotides. Its product is annotated as pyridoxal phosphate-dependent aminotransferase. The record is from RefSeq and is a predicted model, not a curated record. Bases 1 to 1371 code for a protein of 456 amino acids. Gene Ontology annotation, biological process: biosynthetic process. NCBI's taxonomy places the organism in Eukaryota, Fungi, Ascomycota, Eurotiomycetes, Eurotiales, Aspergillaceae. Gene Ontology annotation, molecular function: catalytic activity; pyridoxal phosphate binding. The transcript is spliced from 3 exons.
AUGGACGCCUCUCAGCCAGUGAUUACCGCAUCAGCAGCUAAACUUCACCUAUCACCUACGUUGGAGAUCAAUGAACUUGUUCAUCGCGUCCGCGCGUCAGGAAAGAAGGUGAUUCACUUGGGCUUUGGCGAAGCGACAUUUCCAAUUCAGGAAGAAGUUUUACAAUGUCACCGCGAGGCAUGUAAUCUGACUUCUUAUUUGCCGGUAGCCGGGCUUGGAGAGCUCCGAGAGAGAAUAGCUGCAUACCAAUCAGGUCGUCUCAACAUUCCAAUUCAAGCCGAUCAAGUGGUUGUCGCUCCGGGAUCCAAGCCUCUUCUCUUUGCUCUCUUCGACAUCUUGGAAGGGGAUGUACUUCUUCCUCGCCCAUCAUGGGUCAGCUAUGAGCCCCAGGUUGCGCAUGCAGGAAAGCAGUUGUUUUGGAUUGAGACUGACGAGCACGAUCGUCAUACGUUGACGGAGAAGGCCCUCGACUCUGCCUACACAUCUGCGGUUGAUGCUGGCGCUCGCCCGCGUAUCAUGUUGAUCAACAGUCCCUCCAAUCCGACAGGACAGGUUUUCAGCAAGGAACAGAUCUCACUAAUUGUGAAAUUCUGUCGCGAGCGAUCAAUCACCUUAAUUAGUGAUGAAAUUUACUCCGAUAUCUGCUUCAAUGCUGAGGAUGUACAAAUCAGCGCCUUCGGAUCAGCAUUCGGCGAAGAUGGCACCGUGAUCAUGACGGGGGGUCUCUCAAAGACAUACUCUGCUGGUGGCUGGAGAGUUGGCUAUGCAAUCUUUCCGAGCUCCCCAGUUGGUAAGGCAAUCCGACGAACUACCCUUGCCUAUGCUUCAGAAUGCUGGUCUGCCGCAUCGGCGCCCUCACAAAUGGCAUCCAUCAAAGCAUUUUCGAGUAGCCGUGCUACGUCUGAACCCAUUGGGCCUGCCAUGGAUACGUAUCGUGAGGCAGUGAAUUGUCUGCACCGAAUGUGUACAACGCGACUCUACCAUGCUCUGAAGAACUGUGGGAUUGCAGUCGCUGAGCCCAAAGGAUCAUUCUACCUGUAUCCAUCUUUUCAGCCGUAUGCAUCGCAGCUGCAAAAAAUCGGUGUUCUUACCAGUCCCGACUUGUCGAAAUGGCUGAUUAAAGAGUGUGGCCUCGCAGCUUUGCCCGGGUCUGCAUUUGGUGAGAAGGAUGAGCGGCAAUGCGUAAGUGGGGGCAACCUCCGCCUGAGAAUGGCGACGAGCUAUCUCUAUUUCUCGUCCGAGGAGGAGAAAUAUAGUAAAGGUUAUGCUUUGUUGAAGUCGGCAGCAGCAGGAGAAGAGGUCUCUCUGCCACUGUUGGAGGAAGCGAUUGCGGCUAUCCAGGCAGCCAUCAAGAAGCUGAAGGCUCAGUAG